GCGUUACUCAUAGUAGGCGCUCCAUAAAUGGUAGUUAAUUUUUAUAAACAGCCCCCUGAGGAAAUUCGCUUGCUGUGCUCCUGCCUGGUCCGGGAGGCCAGUUUAUGCGGCGUUGGGGGCCAAGAGUCGGAUCUCAUGUUCAGCACCCGGCGAGCGCCACUUCGCACUCAUUCAGCCCCAGGCCGGAAUCGGAAGGCGAGGGUCUCAGGAGAAGGGGGAGAUUCUUGCACCCUAGAGUCCUCCACCGGGGAUUCAUUGGGCCCACUAGGCCUCAGAACUCGGGUCCCUUUCGCCUGUAACAAGGGAGCCCGAAACACACGCCGAACUCUGGCGGCGGUUCUUGCUCAGCCACGUCUCGGCGAAUUUCAGUUUCAUUUUUUGGCCACCGCUGCCCCACACCCCUCACAAUCCCGGGGAUACGACCGGUGAUCGUGACGUAGAGGAAAUUCAGGUUCCGAUUGGUUGGCGCGGCUCGGCAGGGACCAAUCCUGGGGCAGGCCCGGGAGAAAUCUCGCCCGGGUGCCGUGGAGAGCCCGGAGAUUGCGGGGCGGGGAGGCGCUGUUGCCCUGGCUGCUGGCAGAGCACCCGGUCCCGGAACACACUGCCGCUGGAGAGAAGCGAUCUUAGACCCGCGUUCGUGGCCCGAAGCCCCGGACCGGAGAAGCCCCCACCAGUGAACGGAGGCUACUUCAUGCUCAGGACACCAUGGCCACGUCAGCCCCACUGCGAAGUCUAGAAGAAGAGGUGACCUGCUCCAUCUGCCUCGAUUACCUGCGGGACCCUGUGACCAUUGACUGUGGCCACGUCUUCUGCCGCAGCUGCACCACCGAUGUCCGCCCCGUGGCGGGGGGACGCCCCGUCUGCCCACUCUGCAAGAAGCCCUUUAAGAAGGAGAACAUCCGCCCUGUGUGGCAGCUGGCCAGCCUAGUGGAGAACAUCGAGCGGCUGAAGGUGGACAAGGGCCGACAGCCGGGGGAGGGGGCCCGGGAGCAGCAGGACGCCAAGCUGUGCGAGCGUCACCAGGAGAAGCUGCACUACUACUGCGAGGAUGAUGGGAAGCUGCUGUGUGUGAUAUGCCGGGAGUCCCGGGAGCACCGACCCCACACGGCCGUCCUCAUGGAGAAGGCUGCUCAACCCCACAGGGAAAAAAUCCUGAACCACCUGACUACCCUCAGGAGAGACAGAGACAAAAUUCAGAGCUUUCAGACGAAGGGAGACUCGGAUAUCCUGGCUGCACUGCAGAAGCUCCAGGACCAGAAGCAGUGCAUCGUGGCCUUGUUUGAGAAGAGCCACGAGUUCCUGAGGGAGCGGGAGCAGCACCUGCUGGACCAGCUGGCGAAGCUGGAGCAGGAGCUCACGGAGGGCAGGGAGAAGUACAAGGCUAGGGGCGUCGGGGAGCUUGCCCGGCUGGCACUGGUCAUCUCUGAGCUGGAAGGCAAGGCACAGCAGCCAGCUGCAGAGCUCAUGCAGGACACCAGAGACUUCUUAAACAGGUAUCCACGUAAGAAGUUCUGGAUUGGGAAACCCAUCGCCCGGGUAGUUAAAAAAAGAACUGGAGAAUUCUCAGAUAAACUUCUCUCUCUGCAGCGAGGCCUGAGAGAAUUCCAAGGGAAGCUGCUGAGAGACCUGGAAUAUAAGACAGUGAGCGUCACCCUAGACCCACAGUCUGCCAGCGGGUACCUUUUGCUGUCAGAAGACUGGAAGUGCGUGACCUACAGCAACCUGUACCGAAGUAACUACCUGUACCCCCAGCAGUUUGACUGUGAACCUGGAGUGCUGGGCAGUAAGGGCUUCACCUGGGGCAAAGUCUACUGGGAAGUGGAGGUGGAGCGGGAGGGCUGGUCUGAGGAAGAAGAGGAGGGGGCCGAGGAGGAAGAAGGGGAAGAGGAGGAGGAGGAAGAGGAGGCUGGCUAUGGAGAUGGGUACGACGAAUGGGAAACAACGGAUGAGGACGAGGAAUCAUUGGGGGAUGAAGAGGAAGAAGAGGAAGAGGAGGAGGAAGUUCUGGAAAGCUGCAUGGUGGGGGUGGCCAGAGACUCCAUGAAGAGGAAGGGUGACCUCUCCCUGCGGCCGGAGGAUGGCGUAUGGGCGCUACGCCUCUCCUCCGCAGGCAUCUGGGCCAAUACCGACCCUGAGGCUGAGCUCUUCCCCGCACUGCGGCCUCGGAGAGUAGGCAUCGCCCUGGAUUAUGAGGGGGGCACCGUGACUUUCACCAAUGCAGAGUCGCAGGAACUCAUCUAUACCUUCACUGCCACCUUCACCCGGCGCCUAGUCCCCUUCCUAUGGCUCAAGUGGCCUGGAACGCGCCUCCUCCUAAGGCCGUGAGCCAUGAUGCCUGCGCUGACCCCACAGCCACAGAUGCUUUGAAUCUAGGGAUUUCCAGGACUCUGCGACCUUGAGGGACAGGGGUGGGGUGGGGAGGAUGUGCUGGCCAGAGCACCUGGAGCAGGGGAGAAGAGGGACCCAUAUCCACUGCCAACCCUUCCUGUCGCUGUGGCACCUCUGAGACUACACUCAGUGCUCUUGCUCCAUCUGUGCUGCCUCUCUCUGGCUCUUCUCGCACCUUCUGUGGGUUUUCUGUGGGAAACAUCUGACCCUAAAACCCAUGAGGUUUCCUUGUCCCUUCUCAUCACUGCCUUUGACCCAUCUCUGCAGUCUUUGUUAACUAAGGGGCUGAGGCCGUGUUCUUGCCCAGGGUGGCAUCCCCUGCCAGCUGGCCCUUGGAGAAUACUAGUUGAUGAUUACACUUGGCUAUUUCACUGUCCUCAAAUCUCACAGGGUCCCUUUGCCCAAGUCUACUCUGCUACCUGCUCUCCCUAGCAUUUUAAACAGACCUGCCCCUGCCCCUGCCCCAACUCAGAGUUGAACACACAUGAAAGUGCUAAAAAUGAGUUGAUUGAAACUCCACUGAGGCAUCCCAGGCCAUUUGGAGCACCAGUGGAAAUCAUUUCGUGAGGUCCAGAGUGGAGCCCAGACCUCUUGGGACUAGGGCUGAGCAUAUAUGGGUUCCGUGACUAAGGAGGUGGCCCUCCCCAGAACCAUCUGUGGUCUUAAGGGGAAGGAGCUGGGUACAGGUGGCAUUGGGGCAACAGUUGUGAUCAUUGCUCAAUAAAUUUUCUCUGUGGAUUGGUCCCCUCUGUGGAGGGAAGUUUUUAAAAGGAUCCUAAAUCUCUGGUUCUUGAUCAAUCCAUCUAAAAACAUCAGGGCGAACCUCCACUACCUGUCUUGGAAGCUUACCACCUCUCUGAUCCAUUUCUCCAAUAGGAUAUUAAGCUUCUGUCACUGGCCCAACUCAACACCCAGGUUUCAUCUUCCUAGGAGAGGACCUGGGGAUGGGAAGAUGAGGCUGUGUGGGGAGAGGAAAGGAAGGCAGCAGGAGUCCACAACGAGGCCACCAGGGCCUCACAUCAAGAGAGGGAUUAAGAUAUCUCAUUGCCCACAGGCCCAACCCGUCUUCAGCCUCCUUGGUCCAGGCUUCCCCUAGCCCUGCCACCCUCAUGCCCGCAGUUCACCACACAAGCUCCUGCUCCAGCCAGACUGAUCUCACGAUCUUUGUCCUCUCCGUUACCCACUGCAAGCUUCCCUGCUCUGCCAGGCCCCUGCUUAUCCAAGCUUUAACCCCUCCCGCUGCUCUAAGAGACUGCAGCAGCUGUGAAUCUCUGAGCCGUUGUCUUGAAUAUGCUCAUGUUGUACAUAUCACACGCUGCCUGAGUCACUAGUACAUCUAAUUUCCACAGCUAGUUUUGUAAGCUCCUUGAGGGCAGAUACCAUACAUUUCUCUUGUAUCCUCCAUGGCACCUAGAGUAGUGCUGGGCACAGAGUAGGUGCUUAAUAAAAUCUUAUUGAA
Molecule: messenger RNA, 3847 nt
Organism: Loxodonta africana (African savanna elephant)
Lineage: Eukaryota; Metazoa; Chordata; Mammalia; Proboscidea; Elephantidae
Product: tripartite motif-containing protein 26
Exons: 8
Coding region: 706-2325 (539 amino acids)
Biological process (GO): innate immune response; protein ubiquitination; host-mediated suppression of symbiont invasion
Cellular component (GO): cytoplasm
Molecular function (GO): ubiquitin protein ligase activity; protein binding; zinc ion binding
Source: RefSeq, a predicted model, not a curated record